CUUCACCCUUCACUCUUUCCUUCACCACUGCGGCUUCUCUAGGGUUGUGUCUGCGACUUCGUUACCCACAAAAGGAGAAUAGUCCUGCUCGCCGGCCGUAACAACAGCAGCCAUGGCUACUAAAGUCCAGAGGAUCAUGACCCAACCGAUCAAUUUGAUCUUUCGGUUCCUCCAGAGUAAAGCUCGUAUACAGAUAUGGCUGUUUGAGCAGAAGGAUUUGAGGAUUGAAGGCCGCAUAAUCGGGUUUGAUGAGUACAUGAAUUUGGUUCUUGAUGAGGCUGAGGAAGUCAGCAUAAAGAAGAAAACCAGAAAGGCUCUGGGCAGGAUUUUGCUGAAAGGGGACAACAUUACCCUGAUGAUGAAUUCGGGAAAGUAGUGCCGAGCAUUUGCAUGAGGGUAGGCAUUCAUAGAGGUUCUGGAUUAUGUUUGAUGAAUGUUAAUUAGGGACAUGGGUUGUGUUGGCGUUUUUAGAUAUUUGUUUAUGUAAGCACCAAACUGCAGGAAAUUUGACAACUGAGUAUGCUUUAUCAACUCAUGCAGCGUCGUCACAAUGCUAUAUAUCCAGUCACAAUUCUAUUUACAGUAGUCAAAUCAUCUCC
Cynara cardunculus var. scolymus (artichoke) is the source of this 599-nucleotide messenger RNA. RefSeq names its product small nuclear ribonucleoprotein E-like. Gene Ontology annotation, molecular function: RNA binding. Gene Ontology annotation, biological process: mRNA splicing, via spliceosome; spliceosomal snRNP assembly. Lineage: Eukaryota; Viridiplantae; Streptophyta; Magnoliopsida; Asterales; Asteraceae. Bases 113 to 376 code for a protein of 87 amino acids. The record is from RefSeq and is a predicted model, not a curated record. Gene Ontology annotation, cellular component: U4 snRNP; precatalytic spliceosome; U1 snRNP. The transcript is spliced from 6 exons.